CUGAUCAUGCUUCCAGCGUCCCGCUCAGAUACUUAUUGAAGGUCGAUCCUUCCUAGGCUUGUUUCGUCCGUCCACUUGCGCCAGAAGAGCGCAACUAGAUCAUGGUUUUCGUGAAUGAUCAGAAGUUUGCAUGUGAAUCGUGCAUCAAAGGCCAUCGCUCCUCAUCAUGCCAGCACACCGACCGACCUCUCUUCGAGAUCAAGAAGAAAGGACGGCCAGUCUCUCAAUGCGAAAGAUGUAGGGAGCUACGGAAGACGAAGCGAAUGCACAACAAAUGCACUUGCGCCUGUGCAUCGUCCGCAGAAUCUCAACAGCCUCAGGUUGCUAGUUCUUCACCGAGCAAGUCACGUCGAUUCAAGCCCAUCGCUCCUGCGCUACCCAAUGGUCUCAAGAGCUUGCUGCCCGAACUAGCAGACAGUACGUCGAUAGUGGGACCUAGCUCUGACGACAGUUCUUCAAGCUCGUGCGACUGCGGUGCCCCCGGUUGUCUCUGUCUCAAGGCGGCUAUGCACCCAUAUAGCGCUGACACGUCGAUACGCCCAGACCAGCGUCCUCAGAACGGGCUCGCCGCUCUGGCGGCAGCUGCAGAUAUCCAUUCUAGGCAUGAACAUCUUUCCGUCGGCAACGAAAUCAGCCCUUCCCUAGUGGCAUUCGCUGUCGGCGAUAGUGCGCCAGGGCACGGAAAGCAUCAUUGCGCGACAUUGGCCACCGGUCAACCGCCAAAACACCUCUCCGGCCAUCUCUCACCCGAGCAGUGCUCGCUGCAGCGAAAACGGCGCAGAUCCAGCUCCAAUGAGGCAAACUCGUCUACGCAUAUACAUUCGCACACAGAAGAAAGCCUAGAACUUCCUCCCAUUCGCUAUUCUGGCACGCCGGACGGUCGACCAGGUGGAACAUUUGCUGUUCCUGUCUUUCCGCCCAUCCCACCUCUGCGCGAGAUCACCUCAUUAGCUGGAUCCGAAUGCUGCUGCGGUGUCGAAUGUACAUGCCCGGGGUGUGUCCAGCACCGAGGUCGUGGCCACGCGUCGAAGGACUUUCACGAUUGCGCGGACGGGUGCGGGACGUGCGUGGACAACGAGAACGGGGUAGCGCUGCCAUCCCCGCGCGCAGGCUCGUCUUCUAGCCUUAAACCUGGGUCGAGUGCACAGCCGAAUUUCAUCGACGCGUUUUUCGCCCGUGCUGCCGCUCUCCCGCUCCCACCUGCUACGCGCACGGCGGGUUUGGACGCGAUGAACGUGACGAUUUAUCCUACGACGUUGUUCAGAGGCGAUGCGAAGGAGCGCGAGGAACGCGUCGCAGCGUUUGGACUCGUCUCGCUUCCUCCACUUGAAUGUGGAUGUGCCGGGGGUUGUGGAUGCCCCGCAGGGCGGUGUGGUUGUGGUGAGGGUUGCGGCGGGUGUUGCUGACCCCGCCAACACCGGUACCUCGGGAGUAUCUCCAGUCUGGUUUACUGGUGUGCUCGGCGACGAUCACCUUCUAUUUUCUUUGGGACACGACACUGAUUUGGCCUUCGGAGAGCCGAGUGUAUUAUUAUCAUUUACUUGUGUGUUGCUCUUGCUCUGACCACGAUGUUGUGCUUGUAUGUCAAGUCAUCUGCUAAAUACCCGAGCUUUCGAGUGAUGUAGCCAUGCAGUCGCCACCGGCCGAUGUGGUAUUUGACUGGGUGCGUUCCACACAUGAAGCCUGCCCUGGUAGGUCAGCGGAGCUAUCGAUAAUGCGUCCGAAUGCGAUCAUUCGCGCGGUCACACGUCCGACCCUGACUCACACUACUGGUACCAGAACAUAGUGAUAGGCAUGACAACUUCGGGCCCGAUCCACGCGUACAGACUGGCGACUGUAGG
Messenger RNA from Fomitopsis serialis, 1841 nucleotides. RefSeq lists its product as uncharacterized. The transcript is spliced from 6 exons. Lineage: Eukaryota; Fungi; Basidiomycota; Agaricomycetes; Polyporales; Fomitopsidaceae. The record is from RefSeq and is a predicted model, not a curated record. Gene Ontology annotation, cellular component: nucleus. Gene Ontology annotation, molecular function: RNA polymerase II cis-regulatory region sequence-specific DNA binding; copper ion binding; DNA-binding transcription factor activity, RNA polymerase II-specific. The coding region runs from base 102 to 1406 and encodes 434 amino acids. Gene Ontology annotation, biological process: positive regulation of transcription by RNA polymerase II; intracellular iron ion homeostasis; intracellular copper ion homeostasis.